CAGUGGACGUGACAUGUCGCGUUGCCUUUAGCGAGUUAAACAAAAUCAUGGCUUCAGACGAGACUUGUAAAGUGUAUUCCCUGAAGGGGAAGGUGGCCCUGAUAACGGGGGCCAGCUCGGGCAUCGGGGCCGGUACCAGCGUCCUGUUCGCUAAACUCGGGGCUGUGCUCGCUCUGAACGGACGCGACGUGGAAAACCUGGCCAAGAUAGCGAAGCAGUGCACGGACUGUGGAGCUGCUGAGCCGCUGCUUGUUCCUGGAGACCUGACGGACGAGGACACGGUGAAGAGGACGGUGGAGCAAACCGUGGCUCGCUUCGGCCGACUGGACGUCCUGGUCAACAGCGCGGGCAUCCUGGCCAUGGGCAGCAUCGAGACCACGGACCUGGCUCAGUACGACAAAGUCAUGAACGUCAAUGUCAGGUCUGUGUAUCACCUGACUCAGCUUUGUGUGCCCCACCUGAUCAAGACCAAAGGCUCCAUCGUCAACGUGUCCAGCGUCAAUGGACAGAGAUCAUUCCCUGGUGUGUUGGCGUACUGCAUGUCCAAGUCGGCCAUUGACCAGUUUACACGAUGCACAGCCCUGGAACUGGCAUCGAAGCAAGUCAGAGUCAACUCCGUCUGUCCUGGUGUGAUCAUCACAGAUGUGCACAAGAGAGCAGGGCUGGAUGAGGAGCAGUAUGCUCAGUUCCUCGCCAAGUGCAAGCAGACGCAUGCCCUCGGGCGGCCGGGUCAGGUGGAGGAGGUGGCUCAGAGCAUCGCCUUCCUGGCGUCCGACGCCGCCAGCUUCAUCACCGGAGUCAACCUACCCAUCGACGGCGGUCGCCACGCCAUGUGCCCGAGAUAAAACCGAGGACAGACAGGACCGAGUCUGCUAAUACACAACUUCCAACCUCUCAAGUGUUCCCGUGUCUUUGUGUCACAUAAAGCUUCUGUUGGGUUGAAAGAUGAGGAAAGUUAACUUCACUGACUCCGUUUCUCUCCGGUGUUUCCGAAGCUAAUGAGCGUCAGGACUCGUCUGGUCCAGGUGUGAAAUGAGCAGCAGGCGGCUGAGAGGCCUCGUCACAAGCAGGCAGUUUAAAUGCAUUUUACUUUCUCACGUUCUGAAGUUUUCUCUUUGAAGGAGAGGAAGAAAGAAAAAACCGAAAGCUGCUUAUCAACAAAGGUUUUUCGACUUUUAUUGAAUUACCUGUCGAGCCGUUAGACUUCAAUCACGCGUCAUAAAACGUCUGAGCUCAUGUACUGUGAGGUUUGUAGUUUUGUUUCUCUUUUGAGUGAAAUCCUCUGAGUAGAUUUUAUUCUAAAUCUCCAAAUGACCAAAAGACAAUGUGCUGAAAACAUAACUUUGAUGCCUGGUUUUUGAACUGGAAUUCCAAUGAGAAUUUAAAUAAUAUUUAAAUAGAACCCACUGAUGCAUGAAAAGUUGCAUAAUUAUACAUUUACAUUCCGAGAAAACAAACUUAACUUAUAGCGUGAGACUCGUACAAAGAAUAUUGAAAAAAAAAAAAAAAAAUAAUACCUUGAAAAUAUAAGUUAAAGAAAGGUGUGUGUGUUACAGUCUUCCCUUUUAAAGCACUCAGGAGCAGCUUUGCAGAGAGUUUCAGGACUUUUGAGUGUCGACCGUCAGAGCACCAGGUGUCACCUCUGCGUCAUCCCAGAUUAGAUCAGGCAGCAGCUCGAGCGCUGGAAGAUGAGAGGCGCAGGACGAGGUAGCGUAAUGACACACUUGUGGAAGUCUGGGGAAGCAGCUCACAGCAGUUGUUUGUGUGAAGAUAUUAAAAAAACAAGAAAAAAAAACGUGGCGUGUCUCAGCUGUGGACACUUUGCAGAGGCUCAAAUAGAAAAAUACCUGGAGAGAGCGUGUGUCUGAGGCACACUGUACCUGAAUGAGUGAUACCGUACUGUAGAUCACUAAAGGCUGUGAAACAAUAACUAUUGCACUUUAUAUUACAAUAUACAGUACAUAUACAUGUAUAAAUAAUCCUAAAAAUGAAAAUAAUUGUUAAGUGAAUUUUGUAGAUGGAGCUGAUCCACAUGUCUGUACAGGUCUUGAAGGGACCGUGAAGGGAAUAUGAUACAACGUGGUCCGAGAUACGACGGAACUGACAAAGUUCAUACUGUUUCCUUCCAGAAAGUGGCAUCUGAGCGCGUCUUGAGUCACGUUCCUGGAUUAAUCGAGCGUCUUUCAACGUCCUGUGCCCUCCCCCGGGCGAUCCAGCCGGGAGGGGUGAUCGGACCCUAGCUUGAGACCAGAUGGCUGCUUAGCUACUGUGCCGCCUGCUCGCUGGCAAAAGCUAAACCAGCCCUUCAUACUUGGUGAAGCGGUUUUCCCAAGGAGCUGUUGACUCCAACAUAACCGCCUGCUUGGUGGACUCGGACAGGAGGAGAACGAUAUCUGGUCUUAGGGAGGUUGGUGACUGGGGAACUUUGAAGUUGUCGCUCCAUGUCCACCAACAGCUGCCAGUCCCUUGCGGAGUUGAGGAUGCCCGCGGACAUCCGGGAGCUUGCGUCACACAAACAAGUCUCUGGAAAAAAAAGGAGCUUAUUCUCGGUUUCCAUGGUCCUAUUAGUCCCAGAAGUCUUAUCUGUGCUGGACCAACGGGUCUUCUUUAUCCGGCGCCUUUCUGUUUCUGCAGUCCAAGCAUAUUUUAUGGAGACAGUAGAGAAGUGUUGCUCCGGAAAACAGGAAAAGAAU
Molecule: messenger RNA, 2693 nt
Organism: Mugil cephalus (flathead mullet)
Lineage: Eukaryota; Metazoa; Chordata; Actinopteri; Mugiliformes; Mugilidae
Exons: 8
Coding region: 48-845 (265 amino acids)
Molecular function (GO): oxidoreductase activity
Source: RefSeq, a predicted model, not a curated record